Molecule: messenger RNA, 1011 nt
Organism: Cygnus atratus (black swan)
Lineage: Eukaryota; Metazoa; Chordata; Aves; Anseriformes; Anatidae
Gene: GPR25
Product: G protein-coupled receptor 25
Exons: 1
Coding region: 1-1011 (336 amino acids)
Biological process (GO): immune response; G protein-coupled receptor signaling pathway
Cellular component (GO): membrane
Molecular function (GO): G protein-coupled receptor activity
Source: RefSeq, a predicted model, not a curated record
AUGGCUCCCGAGGCCACCGAGGAGCCAGAGGCUUCGGCCGACUACGAGUACCUGGCAGGCAGCAACGCCACGGGGAGCCCGGAGCAGCUCUUCACGACGGUCUUCAUCCCCGUCCUCUACUCCUUCAUCUUCCUCCUCGGCUUCGCGGGGAACCUCUUCGUCAUCGUGCUGCUGGCCAAGAGGAGCGGCGGCAGGAGGGCGGUGGACACCUUCGUGCUGAACCUGGCUGUGGCCGACGUCAUCUUCGUCUGCACCCUGCCCCUCUGGGUGGCGGCGGGGGCGCGGGGCAACCGGUGGCUGCUCGGGGAAGGGCUCUGCAAGGCGAGCAGCUACGCCAUCAGCGUCAACCGCUGCUCCAGCAUCCUCUUCCUCACCGCGCUCAGCGUGGAGCGCUACCUGGUCAUCUGGAAGGUGCUGGACACCAGGCGGGCGGGCUCCAGGAGGCACGUCCUGCUCACCUGCGGGCUGAUCUGGGCCAUCUCCCUCCUGCUGGGCGCGCCGGCGCUGCGGUACCGGCGGCUGGACGGGGACGACUGCUGGGACGAGGACGGGGAGGACUUCAGCCUGGCCAUGGUCUUCCUCACCUUCCUCCUGCCCCUGGGGGUCAUCUUGUUCUGCUACUGCUCCAUCUACUGCCGCCUGCAGCGGCACGUGCGGCUGGGCAGGGGCGUGCGGCGCUCCCACCGCGUCAUCGUCGCCAUCGUCGCGGCCUUCGUCUGCUCCUGGCUGCCCCUCAACGCCUGCAAGGUGCUGCUCUUCCUCCUGGCCAAGGGGACGCUGGCGCUGCCGGCGGGGCAGGAGGGGACCCUGCGCUGGGUGGUGGCCGCCAGCACCUGCCUGGCCUUCGCCAACAGCUGCGUCAACCCCCUCAUCUACGCCCUGAUGGACCCGCGCCUCCGCUGCCCGCCCCCUCCUGGUGCCAGGACCCCCCCCUCCACCACCGCCUCCAGCCCCUCGCCCGGCAGCGGGACCAAGCCCCCCCCGGCCCACAGCCCCCGGCCGGGCACGUAA